GCUAGUUUAUUUACAAGCAGCUGUUUUGUGAAUUUAGUGCAUAAUUUUAUUUUGUCGGCAUUUUAUUUAAAGAAAUAAAUUAAAAGAAAUAUCAGGAAUAUACCUACAUUUGAUAUUAUAAUUCUCAACAUGAAUGCUAUGACAAAUGUGAAGAAUGUACUUAAGCUCAGUGCAACUGAUUUAAAAGGUGGCAAGAAAUCAUGGCAUGAUAUGUAUAAGGAUUCAGCAUGGAUAUUUGUUGGUGGUUUACCUUACACCUUAACAGAAGGCGAUAUAAUCUGUGUUUUUUCACAGUAUGGCGAAAUUGUUAAUAUUAAUUUGAUAAGGGAUAAAAGUAGUGGAAAGUCAAAAGGUUUUUGCUUUAUCUGUUACGAAGACCAACGUUCCACUAUCUUGGCAGUUGAUAAUUUAAAUGGUAUUAAACUACUUGGGCGUACAAUACGCGUGGAUCACGUGGCCGAUUAUAAACCACCAAAGGAGAAUGAGAAAAUGGACGAGGAGACACUUAGAUUGUAUAUAGAGGGUUGUGCACCAAAAGCAGUGGUGCAAAAAAAGGAACGAUAAUAAAUAAUGUAAUAAUUAAACAAAUUUAGUUAUUUUUAAUGAAUAGUAUUAUAAGUAAGCGGGUUGUCGCACUCAAAUAUGCCUAAAUAUAACCUUGGUCACAUUGCUAGUUUGCUUACUUUCUUUGGCUGCUUGACUGUCCAAAUGGCAAAAAAUAAUAUAAUCAAAUCUUAAUUGAAAGUUUAUGAUUUUUUUUUAUUUUAAAUUCAUGUUUUAUUUUAUUUUAUAAAAAUGCUUACUUCCAAUUAUAAAUUAGACAUUUUCAGACUUCCUUGAAGUAAAAUUUUGUUACAUUAAUUAAACAAAAAAAAAAUGGUUUAUCACAACGUUUCUAGAAAUAAAUGAUUCUAACGUGCCAUUACUGGGCAGACGAAUAA
Molecule: messenger RNA, 941 nt
Organism: Bactrocera neohumeralis
Lineage: Eukaryota; Metazoa; Arthropoda; Insecta; Diptera; Tephritidae
Product: RNA-binding motif protein, X-linked 2
Exons: 2
Coding region: 130-564 (144 amino acids)
Biological process (GO): mRNA splicing, via spliceosome
Cellular component (GO): catalytic step 2 spliceosome; precatalytic spliceosome; U2 snRNP
Molecular function (GO): RNA binding
Source: RefSeq, a predicted model, not a curated record